GAGCGGGGCCGCGGCGGGCAGCGGGGCCGGGCCAUGCGGGAGCUGCGCUCGUCCUCCUUUUGGAGGGCCAUCCUGGCCGAGUUCCUGGGCAGCCUCCUCUACACCCUGCUGGGGCUGGGGGCUUCACUGCGCUGGGCCCCGGGCCCCCACGGGGUCCUGGGGUCCGCCUUGGCCUUCGGCCUGGCCCAAGCCACCCUGGUGCAGGCGCUGGGGCACGUCAGCGGAGGGCACAUCAACCCGGCCAUCACGCUGGCCUUCCUGCUGGCCUCGCAGCUCUCCCUGCCCCGUGCCCUGGGCUACCUGCUGGCUCAGCUGCUGGGUGCCCUGGCGGGGGCCGGCGUCCUCUAUGGGGUGACACCGGCCGCCGUGCGCGGCACGCUGGGCCUCAGUGCGCUGCACCCCAGCGUGGGCCCGGGCCAGGGCACGGUGGUGGAGCUGCUGCUGACGGCUCAGUUCAUCCUCUGCGUCUUCGCCAGCUUCGACGACCGCCAUGACGGGCGCCCUGGCUCUGCUGCGCUGCCCGUUGGCUUCUCUCUCGCCCUCGGCCACCUCUUUGGGAUCCCAUUCACUGGUGCUGGCAUGAACCCCGCGCGGUCCUUUGCGCCCGCUGUCAUCACCCGCAACUUCACCAACCACUGGGUGUUCUGGGCGGGUCCGCUGCUGGGCGCGGCGCUGGCGGCUCUGCUGUACGAGCUGGCGCUGUGUCCGCGGGCGCGCAGCAUGGCGGAGCGCCUGGCCGUGCUGCGGGGGGAGCCGCCCGCCGCCGCGCCGCCCCCCGAACCGCCGGCGGAACCGCUGGAGCUGAAGACGCAGGGGCUGUAGGGCCGCCUCCCCCCUCCAUCCCCACCCCCCCCCCCUCACCCCAAAGCCGGGGCCGCCUUUGCUGUGUCGGGGCCGCCGAUGCGGUGCGUGUGGUGCGUGCGUGUGUGUGCGGCGCGGCGGGAGUGCGGCGGCCACCGGCACCCAACGGGCGGCCCCGCCCCGCCGCGGCGGGAGCUCCGUGUUCGGUGAAUUAAACCUACGCUUUAUUUUGGU
Messenger RNA from Gallus gallus (chicken), 1035 nucleotides. RefSeq names its product major intrinsic protein of lens fiber (gene MIP). Gene Ontology annotation, biological process: transmembrane transport. The transcript has 4 exons. Bases 34 to 822 code for a protein of 262 amino acids. Gene Ontology annotation, molecular function: water channel activity. The record is from RefSeq and is marked validated. Lineage: Eukaryota; Metazoa; Chordata; Aves; Galliformes; Phasianidae. Gene Ontology annotation, cellular component: apical plasma membrane; plasma membrane.